Messenger RNA from Anopheles cruzii, 488 nucleotides. It is a transcript of the gene RpS28b, whose product is annotated as 40S ribosomal protein S28. NCBI's taxonomy places the organism in Eukaryota, Metazoa, Arthropoda, Insecta, Diptera, Culicidae. Gene Ontology annotation, cellular component: ribosome; cytosolic small ribosomal subunit. Bases 76 to 273 code for a protein of 65 amino acids. The record is from RefSeq and is a predicted model, not a curated record. Gene Ontology annotation, molecular function: structural constituent of ribosome. The transcript is spliced from 2 exons. Gene Ontology annotation, biological process: ribosomal small subunit assembly; translation; maturation of SSU-rRNA.
UUUGCCUGAAGCAGAUCGCUUGUGCGUUCAGAAAAUCGGUGGAAAAAUACCGAAAAUCGUUCGUAUAAUCUAACCAUGGACAAGACAUUCGUACUUGCACGUGUCACGAAGGUUCUGGGUCGCACUGGAUCCCAGGGACAGUGUACCCAGGUGAAGGUGGAGUUCCUGAACGAGCAGAACCGACAGAUCAUCCGCAACGUCAAGGGCCCCGUCCGCGAGGGUGAUGUUCUGACUCUGCUGGAGUCGGAACGUGAGGCAAGAAGACUUCGGUAAAUUCGCCACUGCUUCGAUGUACUUUCCACCGGGAAGACGAUGCUCCCGUGUCCAGGUUAUGUGUUCUCCCUGUAAACGCUGGCAAGGCGACGCGACAUCCUCCGGAUGAAGAUGAGUUGACGAGACACGGAAUUCGUUCAAAAACUCAUGUAAACUGGGAAACCAUUAAGUUUUGGAAGUAAAUAACACGAAGUGAAAACAUAAACUGUCCACGU